AUCACAAAUCACAAAUCACAAAUCACAAAUCACAAAUCACAAACAAAACAAAUUAGCCUGAUUCUUAUUCUUUUAUAGCUCUUAAUUAUCAAGAACGAUCGAAUUAAGAGAGAAAAACAUGUUGAUCUACGAGGAUCUGAUUAGUGGUGACGAGCUUUUAUCGGACUCGUACGAGUGCAAGGAACUCUUCAAUGGAUGUCUAUGGGAGGUAGAUGGAAAGUGGGUUGUUAAAGAAAACCGUGGUGUUUUCAACAUUGGUGCUAAUCCUUCAGCUGAAGUUGGAGAAGACGACAACGAAGCUGUUGAUGAUGGUGAAACUGUUAAAGUUGUUGACAUUGUUGACAACUUUAGACUCCAAGAACAACCUGCUUAUGAUAAGAAGCAAUUUGUUGCAUGGGUUAAGAGAUACAUCAAGACUCUUGUUACCAAAUUGGAGGCUGAUAAGGCUGUUCAGUUUAAGAAGAAUGUCGAAGCUGCGACUAAGUUUCUAAUGUCGAAGAUGAGUGAACUUCAGUUUUUUGUGGGUGAGAGUAUGCAUGAUGAUGGUGCUACUGUUAUGGCUUACUAUAAAGAUGGUGCUACUGACCCGUCUUUCUUCUACUUUGCUCAUGGUCUUAAGGGAGUCAAGUGUUAAAAGGGCCAAUUAAAGCUGUGUUUCUGGAAUUUUAAUUGUUUUCUUUCUGCAAUAUUUUGGUUAGUUCUGGUAAUGCUGUGUAUCAGAUCGUUUUCAUAAACGAAAUACAAUUCUUAGCAUAUAUGGAAAUUAUAUGUUUUUUGUCAA
Spinacia oleracea (spinach) is the source of this 781-nucleotide messenger RNA. RefSeq names its product translationally-controlled tumor protein homolog. The record is from RefSeq and is a predicted model, not a curated record. Gene Ontology annotation, molecular function: calcium ion binding. Lineage: Eukaryota; Viridiplantae; Streptophyta; Magnoliopsida; Caryophyllales; Amaranthaceae. The transcript has a single exon. The coding region runs from base 119 to 634 and encodes 171 amino acids. Gene Ontology annotation, cellular component: cytoplasm.